This is a messenger RNA of Triticum dicoccoides, 804 nucleotides long. RefSeq names its product trimethylguanosine synthase-like. Lineage: Eukaryota; Viridiplantae; Streptophyta; Magnoliopsida; Poales; Poaceae. The record is from RefSeq and is a predicted model, not a curated record. The coding region runs from base 113 to 667 and encodes 184 amino acids. Gene Ontology annotation, cellular component: nucleus. Gene Ontology annotation, molecular function: RNA cap trimethylguanosine synthase activity. The transcript has 6 exons. Gene Ontology annotation, biological process: 7-methylguanosine cap hypermethylation.
GCGCCCGGAGGAGGAGGAGGAGCACGCCGCUGAUGCCGCCGCGGAGGCCGUCGCGGGAAAGUACUGGGCCCACCGCCACAGCCUCUUCUCCCUGUACGACCGCGGCGUGCGGAUGGACGCCGAGGGCUGGUACUCCGCCACCCCGGAGGCCAUCGCCGCCGCGCAGGCCGCCCGAGCUGCGCCCGCAGGCCUCGUCCUCGACGCCUUCGCCGGGGUCGGCGGCAACUCCAUCCAGUUCGCCGCCAGGGGCUGCUACGUGGUCGCGGUGGAGAUGGAUCCCCGGAAGGUGGAGCUGGCGAGGCACAACGCCAGGAUCUACGGCGUGGAGGACAUGAUCGAGUUCGUUGUCGGCGAUUUCUUCCACCUCGCGCCUUACUUGAAGGCAGAUUUGGUGUUCCUUUCACCACCAUGGGGAGGGCCAUCAUAUAAUCAAACACCAGUGUACACCCUCGAUAUGCUGAAGCCAAAGGAUGGGCAUGCAAUAUUUCAAGCUGCUCAGAAAAUAGCUCCUAAUAUCAUCAUGUUCUUGCCACGGAAUGUGGACAUAAGCCAAGUAGAGGAACUUUCGUGGUUGUCUUCUCCUCCCCUGGAUUUUGAGAGUGAAGAGAGCUACGUACAGCACAGAUUCAAAGGAAUCACUGCUUACUUUGGAGACGUGGCACGAUGAUCCAGUUCAUUAUCGAAGUUGAGAACAAGGACCCAUGUUGUUUCCUGUCGGAUCGUAUUGUCUCGGCGCAAACUGAAAUCUCAGAAGUCCUCUUGUUGAGCCUCUCCAGCCGAGGAGCUGGAUGUGACAUCCACUCC